Molecule: messenger RNA, 1049 nt
Organism: Misgurnus anguillicaudatus (oriental weatherfish)
Lineage: Eukaryota; Metazoa; Chordata; Actinopteri; Cypriniformes; Cobitidae
Gene: tcf21
Product: transcription factor 21
Biological process (GO): regulation of transcription by RNA polymerase II; developmental process
Molecular function (GO): DNA-binding transcription factor activity, RNA polymerase II-specific; protein dimerization activity; RNA polymerase II transcription regulatory region sequence-specific DNA binding
Source: RefSeq, a predicted model, not a curated record
AUGCUUCAGCGCCUGAGUUACAAGUUACGAUCAUCCUCCGCUCGCGCAUGACGCACGGGACACGUUUCUAUUCUCAAAGUUCGUUUAGAGAACCACAAACUCACAUCUUCUCAGACUUUCUCCUGAGUUCCUCGCAUCUGGUUUAACAUGUCAACCGGUUCCAUCAGCGACGUGGAUGAAUUUCACGAGGCUGAACUGUUGGAUGGUCUUUUGAAAUUCGGUUCCGGUAAAGAUCCGGGGACAUCAAACGAGAGCACAGAGGACAGUUCCAACUGCGAAGGGACCUCGGUUACAGAUUUUACCACAACCACAGGAAAACGGCGCAAAUCAGCGCCCAUGCGGAAAUCUGCGCCCCACGGUGUGGCCCAAGAAGGCAAGCCGGGACAGAGGAACGCGGCAAACGCGCGCGAGAGGGCAAGGAUGCGCGUGUUGAGCAAAGCAUUCUCCCGGUUGAAGACGACUUUACCGUGGGUCCCGCCGGACACCAAACUUUCCAAGUUGGACACCUUGCGUCUCGCCUCCAGCUACAUCGCGCACCUGCGACAGAUACUUGCCAAUGACAAAUACGAGAAUGGCUAUAUCCAUCCUGUCAACCUGACCUGGCCAUUUAUGGUUGCGGGCAAACCGGAAAAUGAACUUAAAGAAAUGCUGAAUUCAACGCGUUUAUGUGGGACUACAGCUUCCUGAGGCACGAAAUGGACUUAAAACAUGGACCAAGUUUAAGUAUUUUUAUUAAGACUAAAUAACCACAUCAUCUCCUAUCUAAACACGAGUGGGAAUACAUGGGGACAACAUCUUCACUCGCAUUCCUGUAAAGAGAAAUUAAUAUCUAGCUAUUUAAAUAUUCACACGUGGGCCUUGCUGGUUCAAGGCAACACAGUGUGGUUUUUAUUCAUUGUUUUAUAUAAAUGCUGUCAUCACUUUGUUUUUAUAUAUAAAAAAAAUAAAACCAAAAAUUAUAAAUGUAAAAUAGCGACAAGAACUUAAACCGCCUUUGCUGUUGGUGGUUAAUAAUUAUGGAACAAAUAAAAAUUGCUGAUGUUAUAUUU